AUGAGUGAUUUACCGUACAGGGUUGAUUAUCCCUCGACUACUUUUAAAAAACGUGAAAAAAUGUGCCAUUAUUCUGAUUGUAAGAAAUGUAUUCUUAAAGAUUCGUUGAGAAUCUCGAUAGUUUCAAAGUCACUAUUUUUUCACCCGGAAUGUUUUUUCAAAACAGUCGAAAAUCCUGAAGUUGGAGAUUUUGACAAUUUUGAAAAUCUUAAAUGGGAAGAUCAAAAGUUUCUGCAGGAAUUUAUCGCUAAACUAGAUCCUGAUAAAAAUGCUGAAUCAGUAACUUAUAGAAAAAAAGAAUUUAGCCUCGGAUAUUCAACAUCAAAUCACGGCAAAUGUUUAAGCUGUGAAAAAAGAAUCGAAAAAAAUACCGUAAAAAUUUCUCUAAGUUCCGAAAGUUGGAAACACGAAAAAAUCUAUCAUUCUUAUCACUGGGAGUGCUUUUGCCAUUUGCCAGAGUUUAACUUGUUUGAAAAUAUCAAUGAGAUUUCUGGUUACAACUCUUUGAAGCCCAAAGACCAGCAAACUCUGGCAAGACCAGUAAAUAUGAAAACCGGGAAUCUUCAUUCAUCAGAAAUGGCUGAUCAAAGCGAUAAAUUAUUUGCUGUAAUAAAUAGUUUGCAGCUGUUGAAGCGCAUGGAUAUAAUAGACCUUCUGAAAUUCAAUAAUCAGUUAAUUAUUAAUACGUGGAAUGUAACUGAAUUGAAAAAUAUUUUAGCCGACAGACUGAUCUUCGGAGCUCUGGAUCCUUGUCCUGAAUGCUCGGGCAAGUUAAACUUUAAGUCCGGCUUGGGCUAUCAAUGCACUAGCCAGUUCAGUGAGUGGUGCAAAUGCAGUGCCGUUUUUUUAGACCCUCCGAGAUCCAAGUUUGUAGUUCCUGAUAAUAUAAAAAAGAAGCAUAAUUUUUUAAAAACCUUCGAGCCUUGUGUUCAACGCAGACUUAUAAAAGUAUCAGCGCCUUCUGAUAUUGUCAAUGUUGAUGGUUUCGAUAAAAAAUCCAAACGUCCACUAAGAGGAAUGCAUUUUGUCAUCGAUGAUAAUUUAAAAGACAACAAGGAACAUUUGGUGGAUGAUAUCACGAAAUUAGGCGGGCUUGUUGUUGAUGAGGUUCAUGAAAAUGUGGCAGCGGUCAUCUCUGAUAAGUCAAAUUUCAAAAAAAACUCUCAGGUAAUAAAAAUGGCUAAAGAAUAUGAUAUCCAAGUAGUCUCAAUAGACUUUAUAAAAGAAGCUAAAAACUUUAUCGACACACCAGUUUCCUUGAUAGUCGACAAAAAUUUUUCCUCUUGGGGAGGUUCUCCAAGUAAGCGAAUAGCCACAACAAUUGCUAAAUCCGUAAAAUUUGAAGACUUGGAGGACAACAUGUCUUCAGAAAUAAAAAAACAAUUAGAGAAUUUCAUCGUCGACGAAUGUAACAACGAAAAGUUUUCAAUUACUCUAGCCAACACCGAGAUAGGGUCUAACUUAAACAACUAUUUCAAAAUCCAGGUGUUAAAAUCUCCGGGUAUAAAUCAACCAAAAGCUUAUUUAGUCCAAAGUUGGGGCAGAAUUGGAACCAAUAUCGGCGGAUCUAACCUGCAAGAAUUAUCCUUACAAGAGUGUCAUGAUUUAUUCCAACAACUCUACUGGGCAAAAACGGGAAACUGUUGGAAGAACAGAAAUUUUAACUUCGUUAAGAAGCCUGGAAAAAUGUACCCAAUUGAAACAGUCACAGACAAACCAGUGGAGGUGCAGUUUAGUAUUGGCAGUGAAAAAAAUCCCGUAACUCGUCUUCUGAUGUUGAUUUUUAACGUGGAAAAAAUGUCUAAGCUUUUGAGAGAGUGCAAAAUUGACACUAGCAAGAUGCCUUUAGGGAUGUUGGAGAGUAAAACGAUGGACAAGGCUUUUGUAAUCUUGGGAGAGUUGCAGACUUUUAUAAAAAAUUCAGAUCGUCUGAGAAUCAUUGAAAGAUCCAAUAGAUUUUAUGCGAUAAUUCCUCAAUCAUUUGGACUGACCAGUCCACCGAUUUUGGACACUCUAGAAAAAAUUAGGAGCAUGUGGGACAUGACUGAUUCACUUAAGCAAAUUGCAAUUGCCUAUGAAAUGACCAAAAACUCUGUAAUAGAUGAUCAUCUCCUAAAUCUUGGAGUCCAUAUUGCAGUUUUGGAUGCUAAUGAUAAAAAUUACACUGUGAUACAAACUUAUUUAAAAAACACGCAUGGAAGUACUCACAAUUACCGGUUAAAAAUUGAAGAUGUCUUCAAGGUGAAAAGAUCUGAUGAAGAUAGUUCAUUUGCUAAGUACUCAAAUUAUAAAAACAGAAGACUCUUGUGGCAUGGUUCUCUUUCAACCAAUUUUGCUGGAAUUUUGUCCCAAGGAUUGCGCAUUGCGCCUCCAGAGGCUCCUCCAAACGGUUACAUGUUUGGCAAGGGUGUAUAUUUUGCUGACAUUGUCACCAAGUCGGCGAAUUACUGCAGAUUGUCUUACAACAAUCCUACUGGACUUCUGCUACUCUGCGAAGUCGCUCUUGGGGAAAUGUAUGAGAAGAUUGACGCUGAGUAUAUUACCCAGCUCCCGAAAGGAAAGGACUCUGUUUGGGGCUUGGGGUCCACUUAUCCUGAUCCUGGAGAUGUUCAUGUUUGCCAGGAUGGUGUCAUCGUGCCGUACGGUAAGCCUGUUAGCAAUGAUACUUCUGGUUUUAAGCUUCAUUAUAAUGAGUUUGUUGUUUAUAAUGUUGGGCAGAUUAGAAUUAGGUAUAUUGUUCGAGUUAGGCUUGAUCGUUAUUCAGUCAGGUGA
Cotesia congregata is the source of this 2772-nucleotide messenger RNA. The record is from the annotation of a GenBank genome assembly. NCBI's taxonomy places the organism in Eukaryota, Metazoa, Arthropoda, Insecta, Hymenoptera, Braconidae.